Messenger RNA from Acanthamoeba castellanii str. Neff, 534 nucleotides. RefSeq lists its product as uncharacterized. The coding region runs from base 1 to 534 and encodes 177 amino acids. The record is from RefSeq and is a predicted model, not a curated record. The transcript has 4 exons. NCBI's taxonomy places the organism in Eukaryota, Discosea, Longamoebia, Acanthamoebidae.
AUGGCGAACCACCUGCUCAUGCACAUCAGAAAAGAGUGUCCUACCUCCGAGGACCGCGCCAAGAGGCCUCGCGAAACAGUUGUUCUGCAGCCGCAGCAGGGGAAGGAGGAAGAGGAGCAAGUCGCGUGGCAAGAAGAGCCGCCGGUGAAGCGAAACCGGCCUAACCCUCAGGCCGAAUCUGAUGCUGCCCAGCAACCGCUAGGACCAGCGCAGCCGUCUGGCGGGUUAAACGUGCGCUCGUCUUCAGCUCCCUUGGUCCAACUUGUCGCUCAGGGCCAACCUGUCCCGCAGCACGCAAGUCAUGGUUUGGGCUCCCAUGCAUUGGCUCCUCUUCCUCAGCCCCAGCUGCUGACUCAGUCCUACGCUCACCACGGAGGCCUGCCUGAAGCUACAUAUCGUCACCAGGAGUCUCUGGGCAAUCUCCUGGCGUUGGUGCAGGGCCGCCUGGACCAUGAGAUCCAAGAACUCAACCGCUUCAAGCUCCUUGUGCAGCUCUUUGUGCAAGAGAGGGAGAUGUGGGCAGUGCGCGACUGA